GCUAUGGCCACCCAGGUAAUGGGGCAGUCUUCUGGAGGAGGCAGCGGCCUGUUCACCAGCAGUGCCAACCUUGGCAUGGCCUUGCCCAACGACAUGUAUGACUUACAUGACCUCUCUAAAGCUGAACUGGCCGCACCUCAGCUUAUCAUGUUGGCCAAUGUGGCUUUGACUGGGGAAGUAAAUGGCAACUGCUGUGAUUACUUGGUUGGUGAAGAAAGACAGAUGGCAGAAUUGAUGCCUGUUGGGGAUAACAACUUUUCAGAUAGUGAUGCAGAAGGUCUUGAAGAAGACUCUUCCGAAUUAAAAGGGGAACCUCAUGGACUGGAAAGUAUGGAACUUGAUGAUGUUCCAGAGCCCCAGCCUCCAUUUGAAGCACCUGCUGCCCCGGAAGUUUACAGCACCGAGAAUAAAGAUCCUCCUGCUGAAACCCCUGGCCCAGAGGACAAGUGCAAGAACUUGAAGACCAAACCUUUUCGCUGUAAGCCAUGCCAGUAUGAAGCAGAGUCCGAAGAACAGUUUGUGCACCACAUCAGAGUUCACAGUGCCAAGAAGUUCUUUGUGGAAGAAAGUGCAGAGAAGCAAGCAAAAGCCAGGGAGUAUGGUUCGUCCACCCCAGAAGAGGGAGACUUUUCCAAGGGCCCCAUUCGCUGUGACCGCUGCGGCUACAAUACCAACCGAUACGAUCACUAUACCGCGCACCUGAAACACCACACCAGAGCUGGGGAGAACGAGCGAGUCUACAAGUGCAUCAUCUGCACAUACACCACAGUAAGCGAGUACCACUGGAGGAAACACCUGAGAAACCAUUUCCCUAGGAAAGUGUACACCUGUGGCAAGUGUGCCUAUUUUUCAGACAGAAAAAACAAUUACGUUCAGCACGUCCGAACUCAUACUGGGGAACGCCCAUAUAAAUGUGAGCUUUGUCCUUACUCAAGUUCUCAGAAGACUCAUCUAACUCGACACAUGCGUACUCAUUCAGGUGAGAAGCCAUUUAAAUGUGAUCAGUGCAGCUAUGUGGCCUCUAACCAACAUGAAGUAACCCGCCACGCAAGACAAGUUCACAACGGGCCCAAACCGCUGAACUGCCCUUACUGCGAUUACAAAACGGCAGACAGAAGUAACUUCAAGAAACACGUGGAGCUGCAUGUUAACCCCCGGCAGUUCAACUGUCCUGUCUGCGACUAUGCCGCCUCCAAGAAGUGUAAUCUGCAGUAUCACUUCAAAUCUAAGCAUCCCACUUGUCCGAGUAAAACAAUGGAUGUUUCAAAAGUGAGACUGAAGAAAACCAAAAAGCGGGAGGCGGACUUGCCCAACAACAGUGUUGCCGAUGAGAAGGCGGAACCCGAGAAGACAAAAACAAAGGGAGAUGCGACUGGGAAGAAAUGCGAGAAGCCGGGCAAAGUGGAGAAAAAAGAGAAUGCUUCUAAAGAGAAGAAGCCCGGGAACCCCGCAGCCGUGGUCCAGGUGACGACCCGGAUGCGCAAGGCGGCGGCCGCGGAGCCCAGAGAGCCGGGGGCGCACGCCGGGGCCGAGCCGGCCCGCAGAGCCAAGGGCAGCAAGCGGAGGGCGGAGGCCGCGGCCGAGGAGGAGCCUGUGGCCAAGAAGAAAACGAAGGGCGAGAGCAAGAGCAGCCGGGAGGCACCCCGGGGCGACAGCAAAGCGGAGGACACUCGAAAGCCGAAGACCUCCGUGAAAAAAAGUACCAAGAAGAAAACUCCGAAGACAAACAAAUCCAGUAAAAAGAAGGGCCAGUCCCCCGAGGGCGAGCCUGUUCUGAAGGGGCCGUGCCAGAAGAAGAAUGCCAGGCGGCCCCCCAGCCCGAAGCUGCCCGCCCCGCAGCGGGCGCCCUUGCCGCGGGGGGCACCACUGCCACCGGAGGACCCUCCUCUUCCGGCUCCAGCCGAGCCGCUGCCACUGGUGGACCCUCCUCUUCCGGCUCCGGCUGAGCUGCCACCACCGAAGGACCCUCCUCUUCCGGUGGAGCCGCUGCCACGGGUGGAAGCUCUUCCGGAGGAGCCUCCAUCACGGGUGGAUCUCCCUCUUCCGGCCGAGCCGCCACCACUGGUGGAGCCGUUGUCGCAGGUGGACUCGAUGCCGCCAACACCUUCCGCCCCAGACUGUGAUGUGGAAAUGUCGGACACGCUGAGUGAAAUGGCGCGGAAGGAGCAAAUCCUCAAUGAGGUUGGCUUAGUGCCUGUCCACAGAGAGAGCCAGGUUCGCAAGGAAAGUGCCAGCACGCCCGAAGUCCUGCCACGCUCCCCACUGUUGCCAGAGGACAACUUCCAGGAAGAGGCACCAAAAGACCAAAAUUUACACUCUGAAGGAGGAGGAAUUCAAGAAGCCCCUCCUCGGAGAGUCAGAGCAGACGAGGUGGAUAAUCAUCUCGCUGCUAGUACCGAGGAAUCUACCAGUGUUUCAGUUGACGGAAACUUGACAUCGCCGGGGGGUGACAUUUUCGACGGGAAGCAUCAGGCCGACACAGUGCUUUGUGCAAUGGAAACCGACCGCGAUGAGAACACAGCUGAGACGCUCUCUGGUAAAGACUCGGCUGCUGAACCAGUUCCAUCGCUGCUUGUCCCCGCACCAGUAGAGAAAGCAGCAGCAGCAGUGUCCAAAACUGCCGAGACAUCACCCGUGACCACGGCUGUAAACGAGUCUCAGGAAAUCGAUGAAGACGAAGGCAUUCACAGUCAUGAUGGAAGUGACCUAAGUGACAACAUGUCAGAGGGUAGUGAUGAUUCUGGCUUAAAUGGGGCGCGCCCGGUUCCACCAGACGCUAGUAGAAAAAAUGCCGAGGAGGCCUUAGCAGGCAAAGCGGCGGAGGGCGAUUUUGUUUGCAUUUUCUGUGAUCGUUCUUUUAGAAAGGAAAAAGAUUACAGCAAACACCUCAACCGCCAUUUGGUUAAUGUAUACUUCCUUGAGAAAGCAGCUAAGGGGCAGGAGUGAUUAAAUUUUGGACGGAGUUCCACUACUUAACCUUGCCACAUCUAGUCGUUUAUAUUCAUUUAUAGUAGUAGGCAACCUUUUACUCUGUAAGAUUGCUUUAACUCGUGCCCAGUCCUAAUUGUUAAAUGGCACUCCUUGCCUUAAUGACUUUCUGUGUACGGUGGAUUGUUGUGUAGAUCUAGCGAAUUUAAGGGAGUUGUGUACUCAAAGUCAACAGAAAUCUGAAUUCUGUUAGUGUCUUUAAUUGAAGAAAGCCAAGAUGGUGUAGCAGCCUACUGCUUUGUUCAGCUACUAUUUGUCAGUUUGUUCCUAUGUCUGUCGCCUUGUUUCACUUUAUCCGUAGUUCAUUAUUUAGCUCUAUUAAAAUUGGCAUACUCAAUAGCAAAUUACUUGAAGAAUUUGCCUGCUUUAUAUAAAGUUAGCACUUUAAAAUUUUUUUUAGAGAUGAAAAAAAGACACUUAAAUUGAAGAAAAACUCCCAACAAUGGACAGUGUAUCCGUCCAGGUAUUUACUUUCUGAGUUUUGAUCAUUGUUUAUUUGUGUAUGUUAUUGGUCAUGAAAAUGGUGAUUUUGGGUGUGGGUGUUGGGGAUUUCUUUUUUGGUGGUUGGGUUUUUUAAAAAUGGGGGGUGCUUUAAUGGUUUAAAAUGUUGCACAUUGUUAUAUUUUUAACCUAUGCAGUUGAUUUUUUAAAAAAUAGCAUUGUGUUGAAUAGUAACACUUUAUUCCUAUAUAUGCAUGUUUAUUUUGGCCUCUGAAAGAAUGCUUUUAAGUUUUUUGCAUAUGGGCAGUUUUCUUUGCUGCAAUUGUCUGUGCAGGAUAUUUAGUGUGCAAGUUUGUGGGCAAAUGGAACAUGCAGGCUCAAUUUUGUUUUAUUCAUAUCUUUUAUGACAGAAUCUAUUUCACAUAAGAUUAUUUAUUUUGGAUGGAUGUGUAGUAUACUUGCAACUCAGUUUCGAUCUUGCAGUUAAAAAAGCCACGAGGCGCUACUGAGUGGAUUUUAUGUUAAGUGACCAACCAUCAGUAACUAAAUUGUGCCUGUUGGUACAGCUAUGUACUAACUGUACAGUGUUAAAUACUGUCUUUGAGAUAAACACCUUUUUCCAUAGGUGGUUGGCAUCCAUAUGGCUACUCAACUGAAUAACGAAGUGCUAUUUGAAAACUGCAAACCUGAAAUCAUAGCUUCAGGUUAUUGAAACCGGCGCAGGUGAGAUUCCCAAGCCGUUUAUUACACAGCCAGCCUAGAGCGAGUUGGUAGCAGGAGGAGUACUGGUGGGCCAGCUGCCACUUCUUAUGAAUGCAGUGGGGAAGGCCGGUGACAUUUCAGUACAGUCCAGACUGAAAAAUCACACAUUCUCAGGGUUCCCACAAACUAGUGGGUGUCGUCCUGGCUGCCUGUGUGGCCGCCGCCUCCUACAGGUGAGGCCUCAAAGUGAAUUGCAGCUAUCCUGUGCUCCAGUGGGGCAGUGGGCAUGAACAAGGAGGCGUCCUCGCAAAAUGAGUUCUCUAGGUUCUUUGGUCAGUCGCCAAAGAGAUGAAAGAAUCCAACAAAGGUUUUUUGGCCAUUUUUUGUUAAUACAAUGACUUACUCGGUUAAAUAAAAUAAACCAUUAGAAGAUCCUGGACAAUUCUGAUCUCCCGUGGCUUUCUGAAGUAAUCAACUGAGAUAUGGUGGUCUCUGGGAGGCAGGCUUCAGAUUUGGGCAGCACCGUUUUUGCUGUGGAAAGUAUUGAUGACGUGUGGAUAGAAAACUUCUGUUAAAAAUCAUGAGUGAAAAAGUUUGAGCUAAAACAUGUUUGAACUUGGAAUUGGCUGGGAGGCCAAAGAUUGAAGGAAUCUGAGGAUUCUCUCAAGAUAUGAGAAGUAAGUUGUAUAUGUGUGUGUUUGUGUCCAUGUAUGUAUGAAUGACUAAAUGAUGGUGAAUUCUAGGCUCUGACAAUCAUUGUCAACAGAAGAUCCAGUUGCAAAUAUUUAUGUUUUAAAUCUUAAAUUAUAAAGCCAGUUAAAUCUAACAACUAGUUUGAAUGCUCAUUGGUACAUUUUACUUAAAAUGCCUUUACAGUAUGUGUAGAAAGAUUCAUAUUAAGCAUAGAUUGUGAAUCACAGGUGUUUGUGGAUUCUUUCAUACUUCUGGGGAAUGCCGAAGAAUUCAACUAAUUUCUAAUCUAGUUUUUAGACUAGAAUAUGCAGGAAACUAAUUGGUCUAAGAACAUUAUUACUGGAAAUGAGUGGGAGUUCUGAGGCCUUUCUUCCAGAACACAAUGACUUGAUGGUCAGGCCUAUAUUAGGUUCUGAGCCGUAAUGCCAUGUGUUUGUACUUAAUAAAAAUUGUAUCAAUGAAAAAGUAUAUUAGUAAUAUGAACUUCUAGUUCAGCCAGGAGUUCUUCAGUUGAGAAAUGUGAUAUUUGCAUGGAACUGUUUGAUUUUUUUAUUUUCUUAGCCCCCACUCCUACUGGAUAGAACUGAAGCAAGAAUUUUCUUUGACAAAGAAACAAAAUGAACAUGUUAUUUGUAAAUUGAUGCUUAAUAACUAGUGGUAAACUUGAAAUACUAGAAUACAUUAUAAGCCUAAUCUUAGAUAGCCUUAAGGAAAUGUAUCUCUUAACUAUUUUUUGAACACCCUGUAUUCACAUUGGUUUUUAAGAUGUUUUAAAUUAUAUAUUUUUUCUUUUUUAUUUCAGAGCUGCUUCUUCCUUGUGGGGGGGUGGCGGGCUACUUAUUUUGUAUUCUUAAAAUAAAAAAAAUUUUUUUUUAAUUGAGGUAAACUUUACAAGUGGCUAACCCUUCUUGAGAAGGCUGCUUCAUAGCUGGUUGAGAAUACUGUUCCAGUCUUCCAGGCCUUUAUUGUUGCAGUCACUGCUAAAGUCACAUAGUCUUUGGAAUUUGGGGACUGUUUUUGUAUGCGCGCUAGUAAGAAUGUCAACCCAAAAUGAUCCCAUGGCAUGCUACCCUGUGAGCGUUGGCUGUGGAAAGAAUAUCUUGCCUCUGUAGUACAUUAUCAAUUCUGGACUGUAAAGUGGGGGGUGGAGCUUCAUUGUUUCCUUCCUGUAUAAAUCAGGAAUAUUUACAGCCAGAAUGCCAUUUUCCAGCCAGUUUCCUUGUUGGCUUCAGAAGGUGAACUGAAAUAUUGGCGGUAAUUCGAUGGCAAGGAAUGACCCAAAUCGUGUGUGUAGAUUUACAAUCUGCAUGCAAUUUACUGUCUUAAUAGUUUUUGUGUUGUGUACAGGCUCGACCCCCAAACCUGCAUUCGUUAGUUAUUGAACUUUUUAUAAGCUGGCAUCGAAACUGCAACAAAAUUGUACCGAUUUUUUUUUUUUUUAACUUUUUACAGUGCAAUACGUGUUUUUCUGAAGCAAACCAAAGGUAAAUUUCUCAUGGUUCUUGCUGCCUGCCUUUGCAGCAUUUGAGGGAGGAUCUUUUUAUACAUUUGUACUUGUAAUCGAUGAAAAAAUAAACCAGAUCGCAAAUCCCUGUUUUGUUUUGAAUCUUAAACCAUGUACCAAGUCUUUGGUCCAAAUUAUGUAGGAUAAGUUGAACUUAAAUUGUAUUCUAUUAACCAUUAUAAGUGUAUUUCUGUAAGUAUAGUUAUGUUUAAAUAAAGUUUAAAAUAAAACAAA
Echinops telfairi (small Madagascar hedgehog) is the source of this 6562-nucleotide messenger RNA. RefSeq names its product RE1 silencing transcription factor (gene REST). The transcript has 3 exons. NCBI's taxonomy places the organism in Eukaryota, Metazoa, Chordata, Mammalia, Afrosoricida, Tenrecidae. The coding region runs from base 4 to 2946 and encodes 980 amino acids. The record is from RefSeq and is a predicted model, not a curated record. Gene Ontology annotation, cellular component: nucleus. Gene Ontology annotation, biological process: regulation of gene expression.